This is a messenger RNA of Parasteatoda tepidariorum (common house spider), 1669 nucleotides long. Lineage: Eukaryota; Metazoa; Arthropoda; Arachnida; Araneae; Theridiidae. The record is from RefSeq and is a predicted model, not a curated record.
UGAAAUGGUUUUAAAAGAAAGUGAUGACAACUAAAUUGUCACCGACACAAAGAAUUCCGAUCUUUAGAGAAAAAGGAGCCAAAAGUUGCGCCAAGUGUUUGUGCCGUCAGAGAGAGCGCAAGAAAGUGUGACGGAGGUUGUGUGAUGAGAAAGGGAUGAAUGUAAAAAACGUCGUAGUAAUUGUGAUGCCUUUGGAUUAACACUCUCGAUUUUUAUGUGUAGCCAUGCCGUUCAUAUUCCUUCUACUUUUAGAACAUUUCGUGACAACAUGUAGCAGAGGUACAAUGGUAUUAACAUCUAGUUGUUGCACACUAGCGACAGGAUCGUGCAGAGCGACAUGUGAGGAGAUAUCUGUGGUGGAUCUUGCUACAAACAGUGACGAUAGAUGGAGACACAUUACAAAGUUAACAUCAUUCUGCUCGGAACAAUUAGUGCCUUUCUGGUCAUGCAUUAAUGAAACUUUGACAGAAAUAGAUAAAGGUCAGGGGUUUUUUGGCCGCCCUUGCUGCACCCUUCCUCAGUCACAAGCUUGCAUUAUGGUCUGCUUACAGGCUAAGGAUAGAGAAGAAUUGAUGUCGGCAUGCCGUCCAAGUAACGAAAUAACAUUUUAUUCCUGCCUGGAAAAACAAGAAGUGGGACAACAGUGCUGCAACAAAGCGAUUCAGUCAGAGUGUGCCGGUGCCUGUAAAGAGCUUUUCUCCAGUACUACAGAGCCAUCAGUACAGCUAAGAACAUAUGUCACCAAUACUUGCCUUCAUGACAAUCCCGACGUCACAAAAUGUGUCAAAAAUUAUACUCUCAUCACCCCUGCUGAAAACCCAUCAAGAAAUCUCCACUGCUGUGAUAAAUCGUCAAGUGCUGAGUGCCGUCUUUCUUGCCGAAAUAUUCUGAGGACUCAAACGAUUGGUCAAGAAAUAGUAGAUAAUCUAAUUGAUGGAGGAUGUGGGGAACCUCUACCCCAUGUAUGUGUUUCUUUUGUUUUAUUUAUUUUAUGUUUCCUUUGUCGAGAAAAAAUAAUGUUUCGUCAAGCUUAUCAUAAACAAAAAAGAAAAAUACAACUCGAUACACGAGUCUCAAAUCAUUUUAUAGAAGUUGAAAACAGCAAAAGAAUUUACUUUAAAAUAGUUUUGGUGAUCUUAGCGAAUGAAUUGUUUCGCAUUAUCGUUUGGAGUUCCGUUUGUCAAAUAAAGCACUUCAGUCGGAUACGGUUGUUCUCCUCAAAAUAUUUUUUUUUUUAGAGAAUAAAUAGAAUUUUGAAUAAAUAGGAACAGUAUAACAUACACCUGAAAAUCUACCGAUGUUUUCCUCUCCUUGUUAGCCAUUUUCUUUUGCUCUGUUAGUGAUCGUCUGAAGUUGAGAGGAAUUUCUGCGGUACAGCGAAAUGAUUCGAAAAAUAAUUCUUAAAUUGUUCCGGUAUAUGGAGAGAUAUGGCGAGAAGGGACUAUAAAAAGGUUAUAGUUAUAAAAAGUUCACGUUUUUAAAACGGACAUGAAAGUAAAAUAAGAAAAGGGAAAAGGAGAAGUUGGAGCAAUGUUAAAUAAAUUUUCAAAAAAAAAAAUUCCAUUUCUUUGAAACACAAUGUUUUGCAUAGGUUCUCGUUCGACUUAACCUUAAAUUUCCGGUGAUUCGCAGUUGGCCAAAUUAUUAGAAUAAAUUUGCUCUCGCAUUC